Molecule: messenger RNA, 4261 nt
Organism: Cryptococcus deneoformans JEC21
Lineage: Eukaryota; Fungi; Basidiomycota; Tremellomycetes; Tremellales; Cryptococcaceae
Exons: 11
Coding region: 114-3992 (1292 amino acids)
Biological process (GO): DNA repair; regulation of DNA-templated transcription
Molecular function (GO): DNA-binding transcription factor activity, RNA polymerase II-specific; zinc ion binding
Source: RefSeq, a predicted model, not a curated record
UGCGUUUCGGUAUCACUUUGCACUUGUAAAUCUAUUCGCUUUAUAUUUUGUCACCACAUUUCUCCCACCGCACCUCCAGCACCUCGACAGCUCAUUCCCAGGCAGAAAAUAGCAUGCAAGGCAGCUCGCCUGCUGCCACCGGUGGGCCCGAAGCAUCCCAUCAGCCACUACCACCGAUCGAUCCUCCGGCAGCCGUUCAACAACAGGUUACAAUUCCGACACUUCAGGUAGCUCUUGAAAAUCCAAAUCCUGUCCCCGAUGCACCUGCAGGAGUGAAUUCAAUGGUCGAUCCUGAAGCACAAUUAUCUGACGGAAUAAAUGCGGUUGAGCUUGGAACUGCUGCAGACGAUUCGACAAAUCUCAAUGGGACUAUUAUUGAAACUAUUGCCGACAGCUCAACAGCUGGAGAGAUCACGACUUACCAAGGGGGUAUACCCCCAUAUUCUGCGCCUUCACAUGUCAUCUAUCCCGAAGAAAACAUUCCUAACCCAUUCGUGGGCGACAUGCGGCCCCAACCCGUCUUUGAUAACCUACGGCCUCAUUCGCUUUUUCGCCCAGCAGUCCUGCCAGCAGAUGUCGACCUUCGUCUUGAUCAGAGCAGUAUCUGGAUGACUGUCGAUGAGCAGACUUCUCGGGCCGUUUAUUGGAUCACACCUACAUGUCUUUGUUGCAAGCAUCCAGCAUUUGCUCAGCACUGUGAUCGUGGCUGGCCCGCAUGCGCGCGAUGUACCUCCCGUGGCAUCAACUGUCUCCCGGGAAAGCAAUGGGGUAACUUGCGUGCCAAGUCUCGUCGUAGAGGUACAGCUUCUUUCGUACCAGCACCCAGGGCCACGACAUCACGAAGUGUCAGGCUCAGUAAUGCUGCUAAAUUAGCUAUUGAGGCUGCCGAAGCUGCUUCUGCUGCUGCAUCAACUGAGAUCACGAAGGCGACUAUGCAAAAGUCAAAUCCCAAACCAAAGGCAACUACUAUCGUGGACACUGAAAUGACGAAUGGCGAAAAAGCAAAUGGUAUUACCACCAAAUCUGCAACGUCCCCUUUAACAGUGCCGGCGGAAAUUACAUCUCCUGAUGUACCAAUUCCUAUCGUCACUGCUCCACCUACUGCCGCAACCUCCCUACCCAAUCGUAGCAAACGACCUCAUUCAGUCCUUGCCGUUCCGUCGUCCAAAAACGAAGUGUUUACCAAACGGCCUCGCCAAAAGGUCCCAUUAGCAAAGUCUGUCGUUGCGUCUUCACCCGACGAUGAAUUGUAUUUCGCACGCCUCAAAGCCAACGAGCUCAAACCCGCGUUGAGCAAUACCCAUGGCUCAUGUCCUGUCUGGGCCCAGACGCGAAGAGGUCUCCAAGCGGCGUUGGAAUACUUUAGAGAACCAAAAAGAACCUUGGGAGCAAGUGUGGAUAUUAGUGGAGGCGGUAUGGCGAGAGGUGUUUUGUUUGAAGGCGCAGUUGAGGCGCAGGGCGUUUACUGGGGGCAAGGUGAACGAAUAGGAACCAUUAUGACUUCUAUCGGUCAUCCUCGUAGACAAAAACCCAUCAUUCCGCAGGAGGACGAGGUAGCACCUGUACUUCCUGAGCCUUCUUCCUCCACGCUUUCAGCUACAGCAGGCAUCAAUCUUGCAGAAUCAUUGAAGUCCGGGAAAAAGGAAGCUGUCAACGACGAGUUACCAGAAAUCAAAGCGCUGUUAAAAACACAAAGAGCGAGGAUACCGGUUGCUCUCGCUGUCGCCCAAGACUAUAGCGCGGUUCCUUUUAGAGUAGCAAAGCCAUUUAUGGUGCUCGGGUGGUUCUGGAUUGUCGAGUCUUGGCUCGAGCCGGUGCUUACUUCAUUGGAACUCUUCAAGCCCAUUCAAAAAGCUCCCAGUGGUCCACCAGAAAAAGUUGUAUGGAAAUUUAGAUUCGAAUAUUGCCGUGGAUCCCAACCACCACCUUGGUGGUCAACUCCCAGCCAGCAGUCUGGUCAACAAGGGGAGGAAUCUAUCACUGCCACCAGAAAGGUGCCUGUUGACUCAUCAUGGGAUUUUAUCGGGCAUAGCAAUACCAAUGAGGCGGAUACGGUGAGAUCACCAACGCCGGUAGAUGAGCCGAACGGUCACGUAGAAAUGUACAGUAGUGAAGAGGAUAAAAAGUACACCCACCAAUGUGAAAACUGCCGAAAGAUCUCACAUAGGGUAUAUGCGGAUGGGGAUAUCUGCCUGAACGAGAGCUGCUCUUGGUUCUUUGGUGAUGCGUCUGAUGCCAGUAACCGGAUAGGACCAAUUCGAAACGAACCGGGAGCACUUCAAGAAAUACCGCAUAUCCUCCCCGAACAGCUCAAUCUCGUUCUGGUUCCGGAGGAACCAGGCGUCCAUAUGUUAAAGGGCGGACGAGAAAAUAUUGGGCGAGAAUACUGGACAGGGUUCGUGUGUAGUAAAUGUAAACUGGCUCAGGAGAGAGAUGAUUGGUCUGGCUGGAGAUGCAAGUUGUGUGAUUACUUUGUGAUUAAAUCUGGAUUUCACUCACACAUCGCCCUCCGGCCUCUCCGACCCGUCUGCACCGGACCAAGGCAAGAAGACGGUUUCGCCACAUGGCCCAAGCCGGCACACAGAUCAUGGUCUCUUUACGAAGAUAACGCCAAGGUCAUUCGUUAUCAGGUCGAUGCCACCCUGGGUCCGGGGACAGAGGUUCAUCAUGUAUUAGGCAGUGAGAGGCAGGCGGAUUUCACUGGGAAAUCUUUCAUGGAGCUGCAAAAGCUGGGAAGCGUACCUUCGGUGGCCGGUGAUGUUAACCUUCCAAAAAGAUUUCCUGCUCUUCCUGACGAAGAAGUGAAGAGACCGGCAGAGUCUUUCUUAUCGCCAUUCUACACCUUUCUCGCGGGCAAUGACGCUCCAUCUCUCCCCGGUUUUCCGACUGGACCUAUCGUACGGUGGAAAUCUUGUCCCAAGACGUUUGUGGAUGUGAUGCACAUCAUCAACUUUCAAGCAGGAAGGAUGUUCCCUGGUCGACCUCAGUUCAGCAAUUUGACUAUGGCGGCAUAUCCUCCUCAAAUUCUAACAUCUCAACACCCUCCAAUCACCGUUCCCCCAAACUCUUACAUCGCCAUCAUGUUUUUAGGAUCCGACUGCACCGUACGGUUUCGACCGGCCGGUACCCGUAUAAAGCCUGGAGAGAUUACAGUCCAACAUGGUGAUCUGAUAGGUGUUCAGGCAGGUAGCGAGCCAACAGAUGUUAGUUUAAAAACGGGCUCUUUUGGAAUCAUCUGCAUCGCUCGUCAUGGUGGUCAAUAUGCCGAAUCCCAAAACCAAAACGAAUUCAAGUCCGAAAGUCCGCUUGAAUCUGCCCCUGUUCCCGCAGAAAUAAUAGAAAAACCUGCUCUUCUUCCGGAAGCUCCUCUGACCAACUGGUACAUAGGAGGUCUACCUCUUGAUCCUGCACAGCCUACGAUUGUCUUGCCACCUUUUAGAGCUGAGCGGCCAAAACCUGUUUGGACUGGGGAUGCGACAAAUGUAGAAGAAAAAAGCAAGGAGAACAAUGAAGGGCAACAAGCAGAUCCAAACAUUGUUAUUCUUACCACUCCUCCGCCUACUCCUCGUCUGCGAGAACCGCGAGGUCUAUCACCGCUUGCUGGAUAUGGUGAAAGCACAGCUUCCCUUCGUCGAUCACUCGCUGUUGCAUCUCCAUCCUCGCCGCCAGUGGCUGCUAAGAGGGGCGGAAAGGCGACGAGGGGACGGGCUAGUACGGGAUCUAGUGUAGCCGACGGUCGUCGAUCAUCAACACCGAUGAGAGGAAGGAAGAGAGCAUCUACUGGCAAGCGGAAAGCAAAAGCAGAACCGGAAGCGAGUGAUGUAGAGGGCGAGGACGAGGUAUCCAACAGUGGAGAGCCGGAAGAAGAUGGUAAAGGAAAAGGGAAAAGAAGGAAGAAUAUCGGUGGGAGAAGGAGCUUGGGCACACCAACUACCACGAGAGGCAGGGGCGGAGGAAGAGGAAGAGGUGGAAGAAAGAGUGCGGUAGUUUAACGUCUUGAUGUUACUACCAUAAUCUUGCGUUCACUGGUCAGGACCAUUCUACAGAUAUAUAAACUGCAUCUUUCAAAAUAUACAACAUCAUUUAAAGGUGAAACAUGUUUUUCAACCUGUUGGAUAAUGUGCCAGAUAGGUUGGAGACAUUGCCAUUGGAUUACAUUGUGUCUCCUUAGAAAUGGAAUGAUCCCAAUUACAAAUGCGGAAGAUGCUGAGCGCAUAAAGACACCAUUUCAGACGUCCCGAUAUCCUUUAUGAUCGAAAAA